Molecule: messenger RNA, 1512 nt
Organism: Rotaria socialis
Lineage: Eukaryota; Metazoa; Rotifera; Eurotatoria; Philodinida; Philodinidae
Source: the annotation of a GenBank genome assembly
AUGGUCGAAAAUGAGCAAGACGAUUUGACAAAUAUGCCGCGAACAUUGUCUUAUACUAGUGCCACUAGUGAAGCUCAAACAAAUGGUGCCAUUAAAGUGGGCAUUAUGUCCAUUGAUCCACUUAAAACAUCAUCACCUGAAAAUAAAGAUUCUGCUACAAAUGAUACAAUACCAGAAUUUUCAAUUGCGAAAAUCUAUAAAAAUUUACUUAUACUUGCCUUAGCUUUUGUUCUCCUAUUUACAGCCUACAAUGGUAUAGCUACACUUCAAUCAAGUUUAAACGUAAAAAAUAAUGUGGGUGUUAAUUCUCUUAUUAUAACUUAUUCAUUUUUGAUAUUUAGUUCGAUCGUUCUCAUUGGUGUUUGCAUGGAUUUAUUUGGUCUUAAAUGGACUAUUAUACUUGCUGAAAUUGGUUAUAUAUUUUAUAUAGCAGCUAAUAUAAAGCCAUUGCCAGUACUUAUGUAUAUCAGUGCAACUCUUGUUGGUCUCGCUGCUGCUCCAUUGUGGACAGCCAAAGCUACGUAUCUUAACCAAAUAGCGCGUUAUCAUUCUCAACAUAAGAAACAAACUCAUGAAAUAUCAGUUAGCUUAUUUUUUGGUAUAUUUUUUGCACUUUUCGGUACAAAUACAAUUUGGGGUAAUUUAAUAUCAUAUUUUGUACUUGCUCAAUCAAGUAAUCCACAAAUAUAUGAUUGUGGAGUUCAUUUUGAUCCUCAAUCGGCUCUAAAAACAAAUGUUACUCAAGAUGUCAAUGAUACAACUCGUUAUAUUCUGUGUGGAGUCUUUGCUGGAAUGGGUCUCCUGUCAAUGUUACUUUUGUUUUUCACACUUGAUUCAAUUCAAUUAACUCAAAAACAAACUAUGAAACAAUUAUUAAGGAAAAGUCUCGAAGUACUUCUAUCAUUAAAAGAAUGGAAACAUGUUGAUCAAUUUUUUCUUAUUCCACUUACAAUGUGGACAACAAUUGAAACUGCAUUUUUAACAGCACAAUUCACUCGAGGCUUUGUCACUUGUCUUGUUGGCAUUCGCUAUGUUGGACUUGUUAUGGUGUGCAACGGUAUAUGCCAAGCAACAAGUAGCUAUGUGUUUGGUCGUCUCGUUAAAUAUACCGGUCGAAUAUUUGUUUUUGUUGUUGCUGCUGUAAUUAAUUAUGCAGUUAUUAUUCUAAUGUUCCUUUGGAAUCCACAACAAAGUCACAUAGCUCUACUAUUUGUCAUUGCUGGACUGUGGGGUAUUGCAGACGCUAUUUGGCAAACACAAGUUAUCGCUACUUACACAGUUCUCUAUUCGGAAACUGAUCCAAGUGCUUUAGCAAAAUAUCGACUAUGGAAAUCAGUGGGCUUUGUUAUGACCUAUAGUUAUUCUAGUUACAUAACCAUGCGACUUUCACUUAUUCUUCUUUUCGUUUAUUUAUCUAUAAGUAUGCUGGGUUAUGCAUUAGUUGAAAUACAUCUUCGUUGGGAAGAUCAUCGAAAAAAGAAACGUGCUGUCGCUGAUCAUGCUAUAACAUGA